ACCCCGUGCACCAGGCUGGAUUGAGUCAACCCCCACCUCCCGCUCCUCUCUCCCAUGGAGCGCCUCCGUCGCCCGCCGUGUCCCCCAUCUCUGUCGCCGCCUCCGCCCACCGCGUCCCCAUCUCGGUCGCCGGUGGCCUCCACCUCCACUACAUCGCCUCGGCCCCCAACGCUUGACGCGAGACAUGGGGAGAGUUACCGGACACAAGCCAUGUCUGGGACACACGAGGCUCCAGUCGCCGUAGACGCACCGCCUUCCGCGGGCGCGUUCCGGGGAGGGGAAUGCCCGGGGGCGUAGGGUUCGGCUCCCGGGCGGCGGGCCUCGGCCUCUGAUUUUGGCCUUUUUUUGUUUGCCUCCUUACCGACGCUCGUUUGCGAUUUCGAUUUCUCCUUCCGGUUCGGGAUUCUGGUUCCGGCCUUGUGGGUUUGCGACUGACGGAAUUCCUUCUUCUUUUCUGUGAUGGACUGGUGGCAGGUUCCAGAGCGGCGGGAUGGGGAACAGAAGGCCGGGAGGAGCGCCACCGACCAGCAGCAGGAGCGUGGCGAGGGGCAACGCGGAGGCCGUGUCGGAGGCUCCCCGCCUGCGGCCGCAUGGAGCCCCAGCCGCAUCGGUUUCGGGGAUCCCAAGUCGGAGCACACCCCUUCCUGGUGAUCGGGAGAGGGGUUCCACUGGGGGAAAUGUGAUGACACCGCCUUAUGACAGGCAGCAGAACAGAGCGGUGGAGGAAGCGCGGCCCGGAGGGUCGAGCUUGGUUAAGAAGACCAGUGUGCUCAAUUCUCUGUCAAGAGGUUCAGAAGGAAUCUCUGGCUCUAGGAUGGGUGCAGAGGAGCAAUUGAUGAGUGAGCACGCCAACAACGGGGAUGCCGGCUCUUCCUCGAAGAAGCGGCCAAGAAAAAUGGAUGCAAGAAGCUACAUCAAGAGCUUCAAGACGGGCGUAAGAGUGGGUGCCCCAGCCGUGACAAGGACGUCAAGGCCCUGAACUUGAUGUAGAAGGAUGGCCGGCUGUCCCAGGUAACCAACUCUCAUAUGAAUCAUAUACAUCCUCUCCGACAAGUGACAGUUGGGGCUUCAUCUAAUUCAUCGAGAAAUCUAAAAUUCAGGGCUUUCCGUUCCUUGAGAACGACUGCCUAACCAGCACGUGCCUGCAUUACAGACUAUACGUGCUGGCUUAGAUUAAUAACACAUAUUCAGUUCACGAUCAGAAGGACAAUUUAGAUUAAUCAGCAACAAUUACUUCAUAAAAAUGCAGUACAGUUGGACCCUUAAUGCAAGCUUCCAUUACUGAGCUUUUGCUAAUGAGGAGUAAUUUAGCAACGUGUAUUUUUACUUUUUUAUCCACUGGCCUGUAGGAUUUUGUCUUGAGAUUUCCCGGAAAGGUGUAUUGUCAUUACGAAAAUAUCUUUGAUAUUUGUUUCAUCAAUCUCCAAUUGCUAAUUAUUUGUAAUAUUAAAUUAUAUGUGUUGAAGGCUUCUUUCUAUCGAAUUCAAAAUGCUGGAGCCUUUUGUGCUACUGAAUCAUAUCACUGUUAGUUCUUACCUGAAGAUAUUUUUUCAUUUUGAUAUGCAUGAAGUGACUAAGCUUUUGCUUUGACAAAUUGAAGGAACUGACUGAGCCCACUAUUAAGGAAGCUUUUGGGAAAGGUGUGCAUGAGGGAGCAUCUUGUGUUAUUGUCAGUUCAUAUUUUCUUUCCCGUGACGGAGGAUUUGUAGUUAUAAAAUGCAUACAACUGAAGAUGUCACCAGUGGCUCUGUUUUAUCCUAAUGCAUAUAUCGCACAGUAAGACAUGGGUUCUCAUGCAACUUGGCAUUGUUCUUUCUCAAGAUAUGCCUUCUUUAGCAUCAUAAGCCUCUAAAGAGCACUCGAGUGUACCCUACAUCAUCACGGCUCUUCUUGUACUACAUGGGCUUAUGGUGGUAUGUGCUAAUUAACUUCUCUCUCGAUAUUUAUGAGAAUUAUCAUUAAUAGAAAAGACAAACUACAUGCCUAAGGAGGAACGUGGUAUUUUCUAUAAGUAGAGCUAACAUGAACAACCACUCCUUUGAUGAUAUGCUAUAUUUUUCCAACAAGGAAUUGAACUACUCUCUAGGAAAGGGAGUUUAGAUUAUUUUUUUAUUAUCAAUGAUGGUUUUGGACUCGAUGGAUGCUUGUUCUAGAAAGAAGUCUAGAAAGAAGUCACUGAAUUGAUAUCAACUAAACCAAUCUCUUCUUUAUACAAGACGCAAGGGGUACCUUGAUAGCACGUAAAAACAUGAAUUGUUUCAGUUCUUUUUUUUUAAUAUGAGAAAGUUAAUUUUGCAAGAUAUUAUGAAUGGUCACAUCAAAUACUAUAUGAGGCACAUCACAGGUGAAGUCGGCGAGUGUACGAUGUGUGCCAGGACUUGGAAAAGUAUUGCUUUUGAUAUUAAUGGGAAAGACAAUGGAGGCUACUUUGCUCGAUAGUACUACCACGGUAGAUUUGAAAAUUGUAUACAACGAACCCUACUUUCCAGUUUGCACGUUCCUUACCAGGUUUAAUUCUUGAUACUUCUUCAAUGAGAGAAACUUAUAGUUCAGGAUGCAUUCUACAGGUUCCAUUACUGAUGUGGUACACAAUGCUUACUACACAUGUCGCCUUAUUUUCUUGUUAUGCUAUUUAUCUAAUUAAGCAAAUGUCUCAGCGUCAUAUAUUGUUAAUCUGCAUUGCUACUAUACACCACGGACUAAGUUAGAUCUUCUUCCUGCCGCAAGCACGUGCAUUGCAAGCUUGCCCAUAUUUUUUGUAGCCACUAUACUUUAUUUUUCUAUGUCUGUGCAUUAUUGGCAUGUCAAUUGGAGAAUUUAAAAAUACCCUUACAAAUUAUGACAUAGCUCAACUUUCAUAUUUUGGGGGUCAAUGAUUUGACAUCUGAAUCAGAUGUGUUAAUAUGAGCUACACAAAAUUUAAGUAUGUUAUAUCAUUCCAUAAUGCUAGAAUAUUCAUGAGUGAU
Hordeum vulgare subsp. vulgare (domesticated barley) is the source of this 2966-nucleotide messenger RNA. RefSeq lists its product as uncharacterized. NCBI's taxonomy places the organism in Eukaryota, Viridiplantae, Streptophyta, Magnoliopsida, Poales, Poaceae. The record is from RefSeq and is a predicted model, not a curated record. The transcript has 2 exons. Bases 491 to 979 code for a protein of 162 amino acids.